Molecule: messenger RNA, 1325 nt
Organism: Dermacentor andersoni
Lineage: Eukaryota; Metazoa; Arthropoda; Arachnida; Ixodida; Ixodidae
Source: RefSeq, a predicted model, not a curated record
AUCGCGCGUACGCGCCACACGUUAAAGGCGACAGCAAAAACGCAUGUGUGAGCAUUAAUUCCUUUUAGCGCAACUUCCCGAUGGAAGAUGUCGGCCAUGUACGCCCUGAUCCUUGAUUUGGCCCUCGUGACCUCCAUGGUCGGACACGCGUUGGCUCGAAGACCGCAGAUAUCCGCGGAGGAGCUGUUCCAAAAGUCACCUUCGGGCUCAGACGCCGCCGCCGCACCUGGAGAAGAGGCUCCGUCGAAUCUCCUCAUCGACGGAGCGGGUCGGCCGGCCGCCGUUGCGGUAGCCGCGAAGUCGUCGUGCUACUUCAACCGCGACUGCCACGCGCGCGAGUACUGCGUGAAGCCCGACCGCGGCGCGCUCACGCUGGGCGUCUGCAGCCUGCUCUCCGACACGGCGCUCGCCGCACGGGGCGCGGCCGACCACGUCCGCGACCUGCACUUCCUGGUGCGCAACCGCCGCAGCGUCCCGGUCUCGUCACCGCGUCGAGGCACGAACGAGCUGCUGCGACAGCUGCUCGGCGAAGGCAGCCAGCUGGCCCGGGCUCUGAACUCGUACCUCCACGCAAAAUAUCCUGCUGAAUGGGAGAAAGCCCACUCCCGAGAGCAGCACGACGAAUUAGACAGAAUGGUCGGCAAGGGGCCAGGCGCUGCUGCGAAGGACACGGACAGUGCAGCGGAAGACACUGUAGACCCAGACCUCCUGGCCAUACUAGACAAAGGAAGCAACAGGAUCGUGGAGGCAGCGGGCGACGAGUCCCCGGCGGCUAGAGGUUCGUCGGCGAGCCGAGUCGACUCGAAAGACGACGGGCGACGCGCCACAUCGGAAGCAGACGACAGGCAAAACGAUGUGGUCGUCGACGUCAAGGAGAACGACAUGGCUAGCGGCCCCAAGAGACACCGCAUGACGUGGCCCCCAAAUUCUCUGCGCUGACAAUAAUUAGGGCAGAGUUCCCUGACCAUCGGGCUUCAUAUAUAUAUUAUCUCGGGUAUAUAUACAUCUUCACCAAGCGUACAACGCGCGGCAAUACCGUAUAGGCUGCCGGCUUUUGACCCAUCUAGCUACUAUCGAACGUGCUAAGUAUCUUGUUUCGACAUGGUUUCAUUUAAUGUGCACGAAUGCUUGCGGUCGCUUACGGCCACCUGUUGCCCAAUGUUCAUGCUGCGUUCUACCGUUGACCGUAGUAUAGCUAACAAUGGUCGAGGUGGCCGACAUGCUAGUAGGAGCGACGUGCAGACGUAAUCGUGUAUCAAUAUUCUGGAGUUCGCCAAACCGCGUCAGGUGGUGACAGUUAUUUCGGAGUUAUACGCUCCGGACGG